This is a messenger RNA of Mus caroli (Ryukyu mouse), 828 nucleotides long. RefSeq names its product sperm acrosome associated 3 (gene Spaca3). Gene Ontology annotation, biological process: fusion of sperm to egg plasma membrane involved in single fertilization. Gene Ontology annotation, cellular component: sperm flagellum; acrosomal vesicle. The record is from RefSeq and is a predicted model, not a curated record. Gene Ontology annotation, molecular function: lysozyme activity. Lineage: Eukaryota; Metazoa; Chordata; Mammalia; Rodentia; Muridae.
GUCAACCUGAAGUCGAGUCUGAUUUCUCCCGUGUUCUCUCAAUGCCUCGUGCUGGGACACUGGCACGAUUACAAAGGGUGUCCUGAACCGCAUCAGGACUUGGAGCCACAGCCACCGCUGUCAUCGUCCCCCACCGGUUCAGCUCUGGGGCAGCUGUCUGAACCCUUGUGCCGGGCUGGUGAACUGUCUGCCAUCCCACAGUUCAGCCCUCUACCUGUGCCAUCGCAUGGAAGCUAGGAGCCGGGCUCCCAGAAGACAGCUGUGCCCGCCUGGGAUCACUUGGCUGGCCCUGGCCUAUCUGCUCAGCUGCCUGCUUGCCUCCAGCAAGGCCAAGGUCUUCAGUCGCUGUGAGCUGGCCAAAGAGAUGCAUGACUUCGGUCUGGAUGGCUACCGGGGUUAUAACCUGGCUGACUGGGUCUGCCUUGCUUACUACACAAGUGGCUUCAACACGAAUGCUGUGGAUCAUGAAGCUGAUGGAAGCACCAACAAUGGCAUCUUCCAGAUCAGUAGCCGGAGGUGGUGCAGAACCCUCGCCUCGAAUGGCCCCAAUCUUUGCAGGAUAUACUGCACUGAUUUGUUGAACAAUGAUCUCAAAGAUUCUAUCGUCUGUGCCAUGAAGAUAGUUCAAGAACCCCUGGGUCUGGGCUAUUGGGAAGCCUGGAGGCACCACUGCCAGGGCAGGGACCUCAGUGACUGGGUGGACGGCUGUGACUUCUAGGACCCUUUCUGGAUGGACCAAGCUACACACAGCUGGCUGGGAAGUGUGGACUUGUUCCUGACCCAGGCUUGGGAAGACAAGCCAAGUAAUAAAAGUCUAAUUUGACGGAA